This is a messenger RNA of Hippoglossus stenolepis (Pacific halibut), 3027 nucleotides long. Its product is annotated as serrate RNA effector molecule homolog. The record is from RefSeq and is a predicted model, not a curated record. The transcript has 21 exons. Gene Ontology annotation, cellular component: nuclear body. Bases 129 to 2768 code for a protein of 879 amino acids. NCBI's taxonomy places the organism in Eukaryota, Metazoa, Chordata, Actinopteri, Pleuronectiformes, Pleuronectidae. Gene Ontology annotation, biological process: mRNA processing; primary miRNA processing. Gene Ontology annotation, molecular function: nucleic acid binding.
AUAAAAGAAUCGGAGCUGAGUCGAACCGGAAGUCUCGUCGGUUGGGUUUCCUCUCCGGCUGGCGGUGAAAUAGUCGCGUUAGCUCCGGAGCUAAUUCUUCACUUUGUAAACGGAGAAGUUUCAGUCCAAUGGGAGACAGCGAUGACGAGUUCGACAGGAGGAGGCGGGACAAGUUCAGGAGAGAGAGGAGCGACAUGGAGCGGUCAAGGGAGAGGGAGGAGAGGAGGCGGGACGACUGGCCCGACAGGGACUGGGACCGCGGCAGAGAGAGGAGGAGGGAUUACGAUCGCGGUCGCAGAGAGAGGUUUUCUCCACCUCGACACAUCAGCCCUCAACACAAACGCAUGAGGAGAGACUGGGAUGACCACCGGGGGGAGCCGUACCGCUACGACAUGCCCUACGGAGGAGGGGCUCCGUUUCCAGGGGCGGGGCCUCAGGGCUGGCAUCCUGACCUCCCCCACCUUCACCCCCACCAUGGAGGUCACCCACUUCAGGGCAGGUUGGGGAUGGUGGAUCCUGACCUUCCUCCUCCUGGUCCUCCCACCAUGAGGAGCUUUAAGGAGUUCCUGUUGAACAUGGAGGACAGUGUCGAUGAGACAGAGGCGGUGAAGCGUUACAACCAGUACAAACUGGACUUCAGGAGGCAGCAGCUGCAGGACUUCUUCCUACAGCACAAAGACCAGGAGUGGUUUCGCUCAAAGUACCACCCCGAAGACAUCAUGGCCAGUAAGGCGGAGUCUCUGGCCUCCCUCAAAACCCGGCUAAGCGUCUUCCUCUUCCUUCUGGACAACAACUGGCUGGAAAACAUGUCUCUGGACAUGGACCACAGUGCAGCAAUCAUAAAACUCCUCGACGCAGCCGUGAUAAAGAUGGAGGGAGGUACAGACCUUGACCUGCAGGUCCUGGAGGCACCUGCAGCUCCUGUGGCGGCAGCGGGCGGGGAGACGAGCAGUGGCGUCAUCAGUGGAGCAGCAGCUGGAGGUGAGAAGAGUCAGGGCGAGCAGAGCAGAGGAAGUGUCAGCGAUCCAAGCAGCUCAGAGGCGACCAGUAGUCGAACGGAGGCGUCGACCAGCGGAGAGAAGGGCGAGAAAAAGGACUGUGAUAAGGACUGUGAAGAGGAGGCCACGCAGAAUGGCGAGAAGGAGAAGGACGAUGAGGAGGAGGAGGAGGAUGAGGAGGAGGAGGAGGAGGAGGAGAAGAAAUCCACUCAGGGCAGGAAAAGGAAACGCAGCGUGUCAGCUGACAGCGGGGAGGGGAGUGCCUCCGACUCAGACUCCUCCCACUCUGAAGGAGAGAAGGAGGAGGACGAAGAGAAGGAAGAGGAGGAGGAGGAAGGAAAAGACGAGCGUCGUAAAGAGCGAGGGAAAGAGCGAGGGAAAGAGAGGGAGAAAGAGGCCCCUGCGAAACCCCGCCCCCUCCACCUCACCACCUCCCUGUUCAUCAGGAGCAUCCCACCAGAGGUGUCAAAGGAGGAGAUCACUGCGUUGUGUCGCAGGUACCCAGGCUUCCUACGGGUGGCGCUGUCGGACCCUCAGCCUGAGAGGAGGUUCUUUAGGCGGUGUUGGGUGACUUUCGACCGCGGUGUGAACAUCAAGGAGACGUGCUGGAACCUCCAGAACAUCAGGCUCAGAGACUGCGAACUGUCUCCGGUGGUCAACAGAGAUCUGUGUCGGCGCGUUCGCACCGUCAACGGUCUGACGCACCACAAACCGGUGGUGAGGAACGACAUCCGUCUGUCAGCCCGACUCGUGCACAGCCUGGACCAGAGGGGGGAGCUGUGGGCCGAACAGAUGGAGACGAACCCCGUCCUGAAGAACAUUACAGAUUACCUCAUAGAGGAAGUCAGCGCUGAGGAGGAGGAGCUUAUUGGCGCCUCCGGGGGCAACAGUGACGACACAGGUGACGCCAAAGACCCCGCCUCCUCCUCUGAAGUCAGCGUGGAGACAGACGACAAGCUAAUGAAGGUGCUGGACAGACUGCUGCUCUACCUGCGCCUCGUUCACUCUGUAGAUUAUUAUAACUUCUGUGAGUAUCCUGCUGAGGACGAGAUGCCUCAUCGCUGUGGCCUGAUCCAUGUACGAGGACCCCUACCUGUGGCCAAGAUCACUGCAGCUGAGAUGAGCGAACAUCAGAGGAUGUGUGAAGAGCGUCUGGCUCCUCUGCUGUCACCAUCAGAGACACUGAGUGAGGAAGAAGCUGCCAGGCUGGGAAAGAAAGACCCGGAACAAGAGGUGGAGAAGUUCCUGACAGCCAACUCUCAGGAGCUCAGUAAAGAUAAGUGGUUGUGUCCUCUGAGCGGGAAGAAGUUCAAGGCUCCAGAGUUUGUGCGUAAACACAUCCUGAACAAACACGGAGACAAGGUCGCUGCCGUCAGACAGGAGGUUGAGUUCUUCAACAACUUUCUGUUGGACUCCAAGAGACCCGCCCUUCCUGAGAACAAGCCCCUCCUACCGCCAGUGCAAGCCGCUCCCCCUGGCAUCCCUGGAUUUCCUGGUCAGUCGCCACAACAGCAAAGUCUUCUGGGAUAUCCCCCUGGUGUCAGACCUCCCAUGCCUGGCUUCCCUGGUGGGGGACCUCCCUACCCCCACAACCAGUUUGGCGGUGGCCGCGGUAACUACGACAACUUCAGAGGUCAUUUAGGAGGAGGAGGAGGAGGUGGUGGAGGGUUUCCUGCGAAACAACGGAACAGCAGGGGCGCACGAGGAGACCCUCGCUCAAUCAUCGAGUACAGAGACCUCGACGCUCCGGAGGACCUCGACUUCUUCUGAACACAACGAAGUCAAAACACAGGAUGUUUUUUUUAGACGUUUUUUUAUUUCUACGUUUUCCCAUGAUUCAUUUCAUCUUCCCUCCAUCUCUAGCUCGUCUUUUAUUUUGAGUUAGGACAGAAAAUGUGUGUGUGCGUGCGUGUGUGUGUGUGUAUGUGUAUGUGUGUGUGUAUGUCAGGAGCAGGACCAACGUGACUGUCCAUCAUUGAUUAAAUGAAUUGUUCCACUUUCCAAUAAAGAUCAAUAGAGGAAGACUGAU